CAACACACUAACCCCCAGGUGAAUACAAAGCUCCUGCUGAUCUCACACUGACAGAUUUCUGUUCUCCAUUUGAACACAGAGGCCUCUGUCAUGGACGCAACAGCUUACAUGAUUUUUGACUUGGAUGCUUAUCUAAGUGAGUUACAAAGGUUCGCAGAGGAUGGCAUUGAACAAGAGCCUGAUAACCAAGAACUGACACAGUUUGGUGAUGCUACUGCUGCUGGAACUGAGAAAAAAAAAAAAAAAAAAGUCAAACAGCCUUCUUGUAGAAAAAACAAAGUCAGGGCAGCCCUGCUCAAUGUUCGGUCAAUUGGGAAUAAAUUAGAGGAUGUCAAAGAGCUCAUAAAAAAUAAUGACCUGGAUGUCUUCCUCGCAACAGAGACUUGGAUAAAAAGCAAUAACCCCAUAGAGAAAGCUUUGUCUGAAUUCGAAGUCUACCAUAAUCCAAGGGAGGACAGACGAGGGGGAGGGGUUGCUGUUUUAGUCUUAAAAGCUUUGAUAAUUGAAGAUGGUGAUGCUCCACUCCAAUUUCAGGCACACGCAUUUGAGUAUGUGGCUGUGAAGCUAAAACGUAAACAAUGGUCACAACCUGCUCUAUUGAUCAAUGUGUAUCGCCCACCAGGAGGAACUUUUAGAGACUUCAAGGUAGACUUUGAGAAGCUCUUGGAUGAGGCUUUCACCAAAUUUGAACAAGUCAUUUUGACCGGAGAUCUCAAUGGUAAAUGGAAGACGUUUCCAGAUUAUUUGCGUGAAAAAGGGUUGAAACAGCAUGUAGAGGAGCCAACACAUGACAAAGGUAACACACUGGAUGUGAUCAUCACCAAAAUAAAUCUGUUUAAAAUCUCAAAACCAGAAGUGAAGGAUGAUGGGAUAUCUGACCACUACACUGUCUAUUUCAACAUAAGAGAAGGCAAUGCAGAAGAAAAGAGAACGUGACUGCAAAGGAAAGCAAAAAAGAAAAAUACGGCCAACAGAACAUAAGUUAAAGGCUAAAGAGAAAUAAGAGAACAAUGAAUCGGUACAGGGUUUGGAUCAGAUAUUAUUAAUUGUUUUCAUCAUUAAUUUAAAAAAAGGGUUGUGAAGAGUCUUUUACAGAUACAAUUAUCAAGGAGAAUGAUCAGCAGGGAUAAGACGAAUAAAUGACUGUAUAUUUUUUAUGAUUGUGUUUUCUGAUUUAUUUUAA
Molecule: messenger RNA, 1183 nt
Organism: Pundamilia nyererei
Lineage: Eukaryota; Metazoa; Chordata; Actinopteri; Cichliformes; Cichlidae
Exons: 3
Coding region: 91-936 (281 amino acids)
Molecular function (GO): catalytic activity
Source: RefSeq, a predicted model, not a curated record